AUGGAACCCGAGUUGCAUAGCUGUACCGAUACAGGAUCAGCUACUGAGAAAGGCAGUGGCCCAGCUAGAAGCAACCCAUACUAUACGCCCCGCAAGCGUAGUUACCCAGAAUCAUCUUAUUCUGGUUCUCCUACCAGAUCAGAGAACUCUCCUAAGCGUAAUUUUGAUUCGUCUUCAUCAACAAAGUCAGACAAGUUUGUCUGGAGAAAUGCCUUCAACCCUGUCCCAGUUAUUGAAGAACUGGGCACUGCCAGCGACACUUCCCCUGAGAGCCCGGCAGACCUGCUUGAGUUCAAUAUCGUCAUCAAUCCAGCUUCUGCCCUUGGCGGCGAAGAUGAUGAGGUGUCAUCGGAGUCGUACUCCAGCACGCCGCCCCCAUCGGACGAGAACUAG
Messenger RNA from Fusarium pseudograminearum CS3096, 393 nucleotides. RefSeq lists its product as uncharacterized. Bases 1 to 393 code for a protein of 130 amino acids. The record is from RefSeq and is a predicted model, not a curated record. The transcript is spliced from 2 exons. NCBI's taxonomy places the organism in Eukaryota, Fungi, Ascomycota, Sordariomycetes, Hypocreales, Nectriaceae.